UACUGAUAUGACAGUGGUACAAGAGCCUGGGUAACUGGCCCAGCUGCUGGUAGAUAGUUCCCUCCUCAUCCCUGGUGUAACAGGUCCACCAGCAGCCUUUCCAGCCUCCGUAUCACUGGCUGUAAGAGAAGUCUUCCUAUUGGAUCAAUCAGGUGGUAGUAUUAGAGAGGCUCCAUCACAGUAGUGUUAUCCCCCAGUGUAGAGUGUGUUAGUGGUUCACAAGGGCUGUCUCACACCAGCCCACCCUCAUCCCUGUGUUGAGUAUGGGAGGUAUCCUACUACAGUGCAAUGCGUAACUGUUUGGAUUAGAUUUUUUUAGCACCAAAUGUGAUGGAUUUAUUCGUUAAACAAUAAUGGUGUAACUCUGCCCUGUUGUGAGAAAUGUUGGACAAAUAUGCAAGCAUAUGGAGCUGGACAGAUGACCAAAGCCUUAUAACAAUGGAUCUAACCACCGAUGUAAAAACUGACCAUCCCUAGGUCUUUGUGAUGACCACUGGACAAAUCUUCAGGUGUUAAGUGGACCUAUGGUCAGUUAGUUUUAGUGCACAUUAUGUUACUCUAGGACCACUACAUACAAGCAAUUCAAGGUCAACAUCUCUGGACAGUCCGAAGUUAAUAUCUCUAACAGGAUAGUCUAACGUCAACAGUUCUGAAAGAGUUCAAAGUCAAUCACUUUUUCUUCCUUAAUAAAAUUCUAAAGCUACAAGUGAACAAUUCAAGGUCAACAGAUCAAACAAGGUCGAAAUCUCUCAUAGAAUAGUUCAAGGUCAACAUCUGUGAUUGAACAUCUAGGAAAUUACUAGUAAAUAUUUCAAGGUUGUGCCAAUAGUGAUAGAGUGCUAAUGACAUACUGAAGUGUUAGACAUAAGCUAGCAAGCCUUCCUGUAGUUCCUGGAGUAACCUAUUUCAUGUCCUAUUCUGACCCUCUUGGCCCUGGAUAUUAAGUCAAUAGUGAAGAAUUACCAUAGACAAGGCCACCACAGAAUUACUGAAUUUCGUGAAUGGAUAUUGUACAGGGUGUUUGAUAGACAGUAAGACGUUGAAACACACGCUAAAGGCCACAAUCUGUAGAAAGAGGUUAAUAGGACCACUUGCUCGUCAGCGUUAACACCCUAAUGCAAGGCCGUUGACGCCAAGUGCUUCCGACACUCUUACGGCAGAGUCUGGCAUUACCAUAGUGUGACAACACGAUCAGCCAAAGCUCGUGCGUUCGACCAUCAUACAGCAGAGGUGCCACAUCUCACAAGCAGCACAAGGCUAAUGGUGUGACAUUCUGGAGCCCGCAAUCGAACGCGCCAAUCUUGAUAUAUAUAGAUAUAUACUAGACAAGCACUGUCUAAGAUAUAUACCAGAACAUUUAGAUCCUGGUGGGUUGGAAGAAACAAUGAAGUAAACUCGAUCUCGCUGGUUGUAGAGCCUGUAGUAAUCAAUACGAGAAACGAUCAGAUCCGACUCAAUUCAUAUUCAUUACCACACGAUGUAGUAAUGAACUUCCCACCUGUUUUUCAUGACUUCUGUACCAAUGAAAUUACAUGGAAAUUAGACUGAUAUUAAUUCAAUACUUUCAAGGCAAUGUUGCUUCUUAUCGAAGAAAGAGAAACUUAUUUUUGAAAACUUAACAUGCAAGACACGAGGAGGAAAUAGAACAGAAGACCAAGUUAUGUCAAGCACAGAUGUUUGAUAUAAACUACAUCUUGAUAUGUAAUUAGAUCUAGUUCUGAAAAUGUGGCGUAAACACCAACCAUGCAGCUUGUGUAAUAUAAAGAUCUGGCUGUAUGUCAUAAUGACAGCAUUACCGCUGUGUUAUCCUGACAAAGGACCGGACAUGGACUGGACACCACCAUUCUGUCCCAAACUGUGUACCUGUAGGAUGAGUCGCUAUGAACCACCGACACAGGGAAAACUUAUGAGGACAAUCAAUUGCUCCGAGGCAGGUAUAGGAUCAGUCCCAAAGAAUCUUUCCAGUCGGGUGGAGGUAGUUAUGCUCAACGGUAAUAGAAUCAAAUAUCUGAAAAUAAGAGACGUUUUGAACUAUCUGAAACACUUUGAUGUGUCCUCAAACAGAAUAUCCAAGAUAGAUAACAGACUACAAAAGCUAACUCACUUAAAAUCCCUCAAUCUUCAGAACAACAGUUUGUCUUACUUACCAAAUGGUCAGUUCAGCGGUCUCAAGUUCCUGGCCUAUCUUGACCUAUCAAACAACGUUUUACAUUCCAUAGAGAAGCACACAUUUGGAGGCCUCAACUAUCUCCAACGGCUCAAUCUGGAGGGCAACAAACUGUCAUUCCUAGAACGCGAAUGGUUUCUCAGUAUGCCAUCACUCCGUUGGCUGUAUCUUUCGAGGAACCUCCUGCGUAAUAUAGAACCAAAUAUGUUUGAGACUCUGUGGAACCUAGCCGAGCUCCGACUUGAUCAUAACAAUAUAUUCAAUGUAGGGGCAGAUGCAUUCCAUGGAAUGGCAGAGUUGUCAACAUUAGACCUGUCCUUCAACAAGUUGACGAGAGUUCCUGAGAAUAAAGUUUUAACAAUAAAUAGUCUGCAGUGUCUGUAUCUGGACGGAAACCCAAUUUACAGGAUUAGUCGAGGAGCCUUUAAGGGUCUGAAUGUCUCUCUAAUCAGGGCCCGGUAUAUGCCAAAUUUAAAUGUUAUUGAAAAACAAGCCUUUAAAAAUCUUCCCCAGCUUCAGAUUUUGGAGCUUCAUGAUAAUCCAUUGCUCAUCUAUAUCGAUUCUGAUGCUUUUAGUAAUGUUCCACGUCUGAAGAGUCUAUACCUACAUAAUAACCGACUGUUGGCCGUGCCUCGCACCAUCAGAACUGGGCUACCUUCAUUGGAAAAAAUUCAUAUAUAUAACAACAAUCUGCGAUGUGAUUGUAAUGCGUAUUGGAUUCGACAGGAGUUGUUGAAGGAGGAACAACAAUCAAACUUUACGUCAGUAAUGUAUGAUGAAUCUGUCUUAAGCUGCGAUUCUCCACCAAAUUUAUCAGGUCGGCUUUUAAAAAUGCUUCCAAAGAAAGCGAUUAACAAGACCUGUGCACCUAGUGCUCUCCCUUUGUUUGGGACCAGCUAUAAUAUUAGUGUUGGGGAAGAGCUGAGAUUAGAGUGCCAUGCCCUUGGUGUUCCUGAUCCUCAAAUAAAGUGGCGACUCCCCAAUGGGACAAUGUUGUCAGGGUCAGUGAGGUCAGGGCGAGUACAGGUGUUAGGGAAUUGUACGCUCAUUGUGCGACACCUAAGGCCAUCGGACAGUGGUACCUACUUAUGUAAGGCAAUGAACCAGAAUGGGUUUGAUAUCAGCUCAACGUCAGUCAAGGUCAACAACAAACCAAUCCGAAUCAUUCCCUCCAGCAUCGCUGGAGACUAUGUCACGAUCAUGUGGAAUGGGACCACCUACCGGUCAAUGAUAUCCGACUACCAAAUACAAUACCGAGUUCCCACAUCUACCAUACAAUACAGUACCAUACACUUGAGUCAGUUUGCCACCCGUUAUACAUUCACCAAUCUAAAGCCCCUGACAACCUAUGAAUUCUGCAUCGUUUAUGUAUAUGACACAGAACAAUAUACAGUAGACUGUGUCAAUGUGACCACAACACAACCUGGGGAGUUACCUGUAGGAAUCACCAGGAUAGACAAACGUAUUAUCAUUGGCUCAUGUGCUGCCAUCUUGCUGGCAAUUGCACUGGGUUGUGUUAUAGCUGUGGCGCGACGCUUUCGAAGGCACAAGGAGUACCUGGAACCCUCUAUUCAUGAGAAAAGUGAAACUAUGGCACAUAUUCCACUGGACAAUUUUUACAAUCCCCCUACCACACCCUUGUGUUCUUCACGAACUUCCCUUAUCAGUGCUCAAGACUGAAGCUUUCAAAUUAUACCAUGAAAUCUAAUGCACCCUAAACUAAAGGGAGGUAACACAUUCCUAACUUUUGAUGCCAAAAAAAAUCUGGUAAACUGUUCAAAAAUGUGUGAGUCUUUUUUUUCUGCUAUUUGAAUAGAAAAUUUUAUUUCAAUUAAAAGGAUACACAUUUGCUAAAAGAUGUCAAGAUUGAAUACAGAAUACGGUAAAUGUACAUAUUUUAACGAUAAUCUUAGUUUCGUGCUUUAUGAGCUUAAGAUAUUCUGCUAAAUUAUUGUUACAUUAAUUCUAGUUUCUUUUUGUAGUUAUUACAGCAAUUACUGAGAAUGUGCAAAUUCUUUAUUAUUGUUUUCUAAAUUGAUAUUGCACUAAAACUCGAAUCAACCAAAAUAUAUAUGUUCACAGUAGUUUAAUGGUAUGUGCAUUAUACAGUAUAAAGGUAUAAAUAUUGAUACAUGAUUUAGAUUUACAUCAAGGAGAUAUGUAAUCACAGUUAUCUAAUCUACUGGCAUUUCCAUGUAGAAAUGAAGGUAUAUGGAUGUGACACAAAUGUUGUGGUUCCCACAGUUUGGGAACUCUUCAAUCAACAUGCUGGUUACUAUGACAACAAGACAAAGACAAGUUGGUGUGCACUGGCAUGUGAUAGAUGUCUUCUAUUUAUUACUGAAGACAGUGUGAUAGUAAUGUCUCAUAAACGUUCAUUCUCUGCUAGCAAAAUGCUGUUCUUCUCUGUUAAAUCUAUAAUUCAGCAUUACUAUGAUGAUUGGAGGGUCAAAUUCAGUCCUGUUUUGAUAAAAGGUCUUGUGACUUGUCAUCACAAUCUUGUAAAAGACAGGGCUAUAAUAACUAGUGCUGAUAAUGGCAAACUUCCAUUGUUCAUAAAUAAAACAAUGUGUAAAUUUGAAUUUCAUCAGUACAUAUAUCAGGCCAUCUACAUAAGGAGGCCGUCUUCCUCAUUCUUGAAAUAUUGAAUUUACACAAAUUUUACACCAAAGUUUAGAUGUGAUAUGGCUGUAUUUGGAGAUUUUUCGAUAUUGAUAUUUGCUCAUUUUUCUUCCUAAUCUCUUUGCACAAAUGAAUUCAUGAUCACAUUUUUCCUAUUCUUAUUUAUUGCUGUUGCUUAGAAUAAAUAAAAUGAUGAUGUCACAUUUUCCAGUGUUUAGCACUAGAGACUUCAUAUUUCAUUUACAAAAAUUAAUGUAUUUCAUUUUUAUUAAUGAAGUGCUUCAUAAAUGAAAUAACUUUAUUUUUGUUUAUUUCUAUGAAGAAAUUAAUAUUGAAAGUUUUCAAAUAUCUAUGAUUUAAUGAAAAAAAAAAUAUAAAAUAUAAUGAUAUUUAUAUACAGGGACCAAAAAACAUUUACUGCCCAUGUAACACUAAAGAACGAAAUCAACAUUAGGAUAUAGUAUAUAUAUAUACAGUAUUCUUCUUUUAUAAAUUUGUUGUUUACAGAAAUAUCAAGGCUUAACGUAAACAAGUAAUUAAAAACAAAAGUAUACAAUAAAUAAACAAUACAGAAUUUAAAUGAUAAUGAAAUUUCAGAUCAUCCAAUCCUAAUUUGAAAUCAAAUGCACAAGACAGCAUAAAAGAUAAAAUCUGACCAUUUAUUUCCUUUAUCAAUCAUAAGGCUAGUAGCUUGACAUUUCCAUUGUAGUAUUGUGUUGUCUUAAUUCAUGAUGUCACUUCAAUCAUGCAGUAGAGGUCAUCCUAUUAUCAUAUAAAUUAAGAAUUAAUUACCAAAUAAUUUCAGAUAUGAUUGCCAUUUCAUUUCACAAAAAUAUUUUAAAUAUUUUAUAUGUUCCAUAUAAACAUGUAACAUGGCAGUGGUGCUAAACAUCGCCCCACCUGUAUUAUAUAACAGACUAACAUAGGUUAUCAUUUGUCAACUGACUGUAUUAAAGUUAAUGGAUUUUUCCUCCUUUCUUUUCUAGGGUUAGAUUUAUUGUACACAGGCUUAAUGUCUCAUUAUCUUUCACUUUUUCUUCCCUCAUAUAAACUUGUUCAUUCUGGCCAAGUGAUAUGCAUAAAACCAUAUUAAGUUUUAAAAGAAUUGAAUUUUUACCCCCUUGUUUUUUCAACUUGUAUGGGACUGAAAUGGAUGACAGUUAAACUUCAGAGAAACUUCCCCUUUAUACAUAGUCAAAUUCAAUCAUCUUCCAGUCCUAGUCCAACCCCCUACACCUACCAAACAAUUUUGGGAUUUGUAAUUAAAAUUUUUUUGUCAUGUGAUAAGAUAAUAACAUCUUUAGACAACACAAGCCUAUUUUAUUGUCACAGUGACAUAGCAGGCUUUUAUCAGGUAGAAACACUGAAUUUAUCAACAAAACAUCAUUGUAUGUAUCUCACGCUAGAUAGAAAUUUUGUCUAUAUACUUCUUUUUAACCUUCUUGGCUUGUUUACUUCCCACACAUUUAUGUAAUAUACAGAAAGUUUGGUUGAGUCUUGCUACAUCAGCUGGAUAUGAAAAUACAGCAUUUUUGUUUAGUGAAAAAGUUUUGUGAUCAAACCAAAAUAUUUAGUAAACUAUCUUCAUUCUGAUGUAGAAACCCACGUGAAUUUAUCUUGUUAUUGUGAUUAUUGUUUAAAAGAAAAUGAUCAGUAUUAAUUGUAGGACAUCAGAUUGUCCUUAUAUUGACAAUAAAAAAUAAAUAUUCUCAUUCCAGAUCAUCAAACCAUUACAGAAAUGUUCUGACAAAGCUGUCAAGGUUUACAAUGCACUUUAAUGACAUCAUCAUAAGGAAGUUAUUUGUCAAAAUUGUGUGAAUGUCUCUUGUGUCUUCAUUUCUACUUAUUUUUUUCAGAUUGCUGAUAAGUUCACAUCAUUCUCUUAAACAUUAAAGACAAAAUACGUCAAACAAA
Molecule: messenger RNA, 6703 nt
Organism: Ylistrum balloti
Lineage: Eukaryota; Metazoa; Mollusca; Bivalvia; Pectinida; Pectinidae
Product: leucine-rich repeat neuronal protein 1-like
Exons: 2
Coding region: 1724-3847 (707 amino acids)
Molecular function (GO): protein binding
Source: RefSeq, a predicted model, not a curated record